CACCAACACCCAGAAGUCCAUCCCCCUCAAGCUGCUGGGCCGUGCCUCCACCGAGGCCGAGUUAGGCGCCGGCAGUGACCCGCGCGGUUCCGUCGACCAUGGCCCCGGUCGCGGGGACCCCGUGCUGCUGCACCACCCCAACAACCCACACCACCCCCACCAGAAACCCCCGAAAGAGAAGAAGUGAGUGUGCUUGUCUUUCUUCUGCUCCUGCAGGUGAUGCGACAACCCCGCCUGGUAGCCGGGUCACCGGGGCCGUCGCGUUGCUUUUUCCUCGGGCCCGUUCCCAGACACUCCGCGCUGACCCCCGCUGGCCGGUUCCCCGCAGGAAAGGCGUCUCCUUCUUAAGCCGCAUCAUCCCCGGCAAGAAGAAGGACCACUUCCUCGACGACGAGGACGACGACGAUGUCUCCGACCCCGAAACCACCCGCAUGGACCCCGACGCCGCCCCCCAGCCCAUCGGCUUCUUCCCCCGCCUGCCGCCCCCGCCCAAGUACAUCCGCGUGCGCGCCCACUACAAGAAGGAGAAGACCUUCACCCGCGUCUUCCUGGCCCAGGAGCUGGACGGUGCCGACGAGUCCGCCGGCGGGACCGAGCGGGAGGCCGCCAUGUCCACGGCCGGUCCGCAGAAUGAGAAGAACACGGGCAAGGCCAUCUGGGCGCUGGUCUUCUCCAACGACGGCAAGUACCUCGCCGCCGCGGGCCAGGACCGCAAGGUGCGCGUCUGGCAGGUCGUGGCGGCACCCGAGCAUCGCGACUCGGACGACCCCGAGGGCGACGGCGACGAUGCGCCGCCCCGUCUGAACGCGCAGGUGUUCAAGAGCCAGCCGGUCCAGGUGUACGAGGGCCACACGGGCAGCAUCCUGGACCUCAGCUGGAGCAAGAACAACUUCCUGCUGUCGUCGUCGAUGGACAAGACCGUGCGCCUGUGGCAUGUCAGCCGCCCGGAAUGCCUGUGCUGCUUCAAGCACAGCGACUUCGUCACCUCCAUCCAGUUCCACCCGCGCGACGACCGCUUCUUCCUGGCCGGCUCCCUGGACACCAAGCUCCGCCUGUGGAGCAUCCCCGACAAGAGCGUGGCGUUCGUGGCCACCGUCCCCGACCUGAUCACCGCCGUGGCCUUCACCCCGGAUGGCCGCCACUCGGUCGCGGGCACGCUGAACGGGCUGUGCAACAUCUACGAGACCGACGGGCUGAAGGCCGUCGGGCAGAUCCACGUCCGCUCGGCGCGCGGGCGCAACGCCAAGGGCAGCAAGAUCACCGGGAUCGACACCAUGUCGGUGCCGCCGGGCGACCCGUCGGGCGAGGUCAAGCUGCUGAUCACCAGCAACGAUUCCCGCAUCCGCCUGUACAACUUCCGCGACCGCACCCUCGAGGCCAAGUUCCGGGGCAACGAGAACACCUGCAGCCAGAUCCGCGCCUCGUUCUGCACCGACGGGAAGCACAUCAUCUGCGGCAGCGAGGACCGGCGCACCUACGUGUGGCCGACGGGCCCCCCGGAGAAGGACGCCGACAAGCGCGCGGUGGAGAUCUUCGACACGCAGUCGGCCAUGGUGACGGCGGCCAUCAUGGCGCCGGCGCGGGCGAAACAGGUGCUGGCGUUCUCGGAGGAUCCGAUCUACGACAUCUGCAACCCGCCGCCGGUGACGCUGGUGAGCCAGGCCGACCGCGAGACCGGGCGCGCCCACCGCAGCUCCGGGGCCAGCAAGCUGGCGCAGGAGUCCCCGACGUACCUGUCGCGGUCGACGCACCCGGACGGCAACAUCAUCAUCGUGGCGGACUACGCGGGCAAGAUCAAGGUCCUGCGGCAGGACUGCGCGUACCAGAAGCGGCGCUACGAUAGCUGGGACACGCAUUCGACCAUCUCGCGCCGCAUCCUGCGCCGCACCAACUCGGCGCGGCACAGCAUCGCCUCGUCGAUCGGCAAGGACUCGCUGAGCAAGACCCCGUCCGAGCGGAUCAUCUCCUGGCGCAACUCGGUCAUCCGGCACGGCAGCCGGUCGGGGAUGCGCACCCCGCGCACGCGCAGCCCAUCGCCGCACAAGUCGAUCCGCGACGGGCCCGGAUACGCCAGCCCGGGACGUCUCGCAUCCGCCCUGCGACCGGACGCGCCGUCCGUCGUCACCACCUCGUCCCCGACGUCCGUGUACAAGACGUCGAUGGACAGCCGGCGGUCGAGCGGCCAGGCCACGCGGCGAAACGGGCAGGGGGCGGGCGACGAGGCGGACCAGGGGUCGGCCGCGACGCGGUUCGCGAAAGGCGGCGACAAGGACAACCCGCUGUGGCUGCAGGGCGACCAGAGCUAUGCGUUCUACAACAAGAUCGCGCAGGACGCGCGGGCGGUGCAGAGUCGCCAGCAGACGCGCGGGAAUGGGCUACUUAGCCCGCACCGGUUGUCGGUCCCCGGCGAACGGCAGCUGAGUUUGGGGAGCGCGCUGAGCAGCGACUGCACCUCGUCCACCGGGGACGCGGAUGGGGACGACAGUGAGGUGCUCAAGUGCGAGCACUGCCGGGGACGAACUUCCGGGCGACCAAGGGACGGAAUGGACGGCAGCGACUGGUGUGUGUGCGCUGCGGGCAACCGAUCAAUUAGGAGUGUAUAUGGGGCCAUGGCCAUUGGAUAUUGGGUUGGGGGGGGGGAUGUAAUUAUGGAUGGAUGUACAAUAGCGGACGGAGACACGGUGGGAUGAGGGACGACUGACGAGAUACAUAAUGAUGCAGAAGAGUAUUGUGAAUGUAGCAGCAGCAGCAGCAGUAGUAGUAGUAGUAGUAGUAGUAGUAGUAGUAGUAGUAGUAGUAGUAGUAGUAGUAGUGGAGGCUCACCGCCCUUGGGCAGCGCAGCUCACCUCCGACCG
Aspergillus heteromorphus CBS 117.55 is the source of this 2855-nucleotide messenger RNA. Its product is annotated as WD40 repeat-like protein. Bases 99 to 2690 code for a protein of 863 amino acids. NCBI's taxonomy places the organism in Eukaryota, Fungi, Ascomycota, Eurotiomycetes, Eurotiales, Aspergillaceae. The record is from RefSeq and is a predicted model, not a curated record. Gene Ontology annotation, molecular function: protein binding. The transcript has 2 exons.